Molecule: messenger RNA, 648 nt
Organism: Epinephelus moara (kelp grouper)
Lineage: Eukaryota; Metazoa; Chordata; Actinopteri; Perciformes; Serranidae
Gene: lyrm2
Product: LYR motif containing 2
Exons: 3
Coding region: 88-354 (88 amino acids)
Cellular component (GO): mitochondrion
Source: RefSeq, a predicted model, not a curated record
AAACACCGGAGUAGCCGCUAAGAACGUCACCACAACAUCCGCUUUGAGGCUCCUGAGCCAAGUCGUGUCCUCACCAAGCUGUCAGAGAUGACAGUGUCAAAGUUACCGACUGCUGCUCUUUCCUUAAAACAGUUUUUACAGAGACAGAGGGUUUUGGGGAUCUACAGAAACAUGCUGAGGACCAUACGGCUGGUACCAAGUGAGGCAGACAGGAAGUACCUCACGGACUGGGCAAGAGACGAGUUCAAGAGGAAUAAGAACGCCACAAACCAGGAUGCCAUCCGUAUGAUGAUCACACAAGCUAACAACCAUCUAGAGGAGCUGCAGAAGUCUCUGGCGUUGGCCAAGAGUUAAACACUGUGAGCUGCUGUGCUCUCUGAGGAGACUCUGUGGCUGUUGACAGGAACCCUCUGAUCAGGGUCGUGUCAUUGUGAGUGACUGAUGCAGAAUGUAUUGAAACUGUUUUUUGUCUGGACGCUGUUUUUGAGGAUGGAUUAAUGGAACGGACCUGAAGCCAUCGACCUGUAAAACCUCCUGAGCUGCUGUUCUGCAUACAGUGCUGAGGAUUUAUGCUCCAUGAUGGUGGAAACUGAUCAACCUGUGAGCUAACUGAGCCCAUCUGCCAGACUUUAGUUUGUGCUGUGUAUU